Molecule: messenger RNA, 2636 nt
Organism: Xyrauchen texanus (razorback sucker)
Lineage: Eukaryota; Metazoa; Chordata; Actinopteri; Cypriniformes; Catostomidae
Product: ataxin-7-like protein 2
Exons: 10
Coding region: 1-2199 (732 amino acids)
Source: RefSeq, a predicted model, not a curated record
AUGAUGGCGGUGCGUGCACGCGCAGUUCAAGUAAUGGCUGCUCUGGAACGGCGGGUGCCUUGUCUCGAUGAUUUCGUGGGCCAGAGCUGGAGCGUCUGGGCGGAACGAGCCAACCUGACGGCAUCGGAUGGGUCUGAUGCCGAUGAACACAGCAAGAAUGGCAAAAAAGGGAUGGAAACCAUGACGCUGAGGAAAGAGGAUAUGUCCAUCUUUGGUCAUUAUCCUGGGCACGAUGACUUUUACCUGGUGGUGUGCGCCCACUGCAGUCAGGUGGUGAAGCCUCAGGCAUUUGAGAAGCAUUGCGAGAGGAGACACGGACCUCUGGGUAAGCUCUAUGCACACCUCCGCUCUCCUCCGCCGCAGCAGAGACCCCGCCAUGGACACACCCCACCCUCCCAUGGAACCUCCUCUUGGAGUGGAAGGAAUCAGAAUGUUGGGCCACCGCGGGCGUCUCCACAGUCUCCAUCCACGGUGCCGCAGUUCAGACACGCAAGGCCUCUGAAAGAUGGAGUUUGGCACGCAGAAAAGGCUCCCAACUCGGGUCAUUCGGAAUCGUCUGUUUUUAAACAGCCUCCACCCAUCGAUCCCCCGCGGAGCUCCCCUCCCCCCACACACAGAGACCCCCCAUGGCCCCAUGGAGGCCCGUCACCCAGUCGACUUUCCUCUACUGAGAGGCCCCAGUCACAGAAAGGGGAGGCUUCCUCGGCCCCUGUCGCCUCCGGACAGCUCCGUGGGCCAAGAACAUACAAGAUGGUCACAAAAAAGAAAUGUGACCUCGACAAGCACUGUGGUGUGAUGGACCCAGAGAGAAAGAAAGUCUGCACUCGACUUUUGACCUGCAAUAUCCAUUCCAUUCAUCAGAGGAGGAAGGUGCAAGGCAGGAGUAAAAAUUUUGACCAGCUGGUAGCAGAGCUGAAGAUGAGUUCGAAGCCUCGUGAGCGGGUUUCUCAGGCACCAGAGUGUUCUGCUGCUCUGUCUGUAAGCCCAGAACCUCCCAGAGAUACACUUGCACCCCCUCUCUGCCGGAGAGCUCUCACAAACAGCCCUGCAUUCAGAACGCCAACAUUAUGUGAAAGCAUGGAGGAGAAAUCCCAUCCUGAGGAAGGGAGCACACUGCCGCUCUCUCCUCUCACCCAGGGCCACAUCUCAGGUGAUGAGAGUGAAGGAGAUGCGAAUGAUGACCCGGCAGACUGGCACUCAACUCCAUGGCAUCCCAAACCAGCCACGCUUUGUUCGUUUAGCAGUCGUGCUGUGGGCCACAGUGUCUUCACUUUCGAUCGGCGGUUGCACCAUUUACGGUCUGCCAUGAGUGCCAUGGUGGAGAACCACCUCAGCGCACAUCUGUGGAAAAAAAUACCUCAGGCAUCCGAUUCCCAAUCCCAAAGCCCCCCAGCCAAGCCUGUUCCGCCUUCUCCUUCCUCCAUUUCCCAGCAUUCCAAACAGAAAACAGGAAGUUACAACUCAGCCUCUCUCAAAACUUCCUUCUACUCUUCCCACGGACCGAGCAAGGAGCCAAACCCACAGAGUUCCUACACCAGCAAGGCUUACAUUCAAUCAGAGAACUCUGGGGGGUGCCAAUCCUCUACCACCCUCCCUUGUAGUAAACUCAGUCGGUCCCCCUCUCAGUCAGGCCCCGGAUGGCCCAAAAACCCAGUCGGUCGCCCAAGCAAGCAGCAGCUCCGCCUCAGGGAAGCAGAGCAGACGGCCACCAUGGACGCUGCUGCACUGCGCAAACGAAAAGUCUCAUUCGACGAGGCGGACACUGUCAGCCCAGACAAGAAUUGCGGGUCCCAGAACAAGGGACGGCUCCUCAUCAGCAAAACGCUACCGACAGUCUCUCACGGACAAACGAAUGGCUCGCUUUCGCCAGGAAGCAAGCCACGCCCUUCAUCAGAUCCCCACGUGCCCUCCUCGUGGGCUUUUAAGAGGUCUCAUCCCCCAGCUCACCACUCACCCCCCGAAUCUGGCCCACACAGCCGUGAAGUGGACUCAGGACUGCACAGCAGGGUGGCCAGCUUUGAUCACAAGGGUUUGGGCAAAAAACACAAGAGCAGCAGCUCGUCUCCCCCCUCCAAACCCCACCGGCUGCCCAACUCCCCUCAUUCCGGCUUCUAUCCCUGGAAAGAAAGCAAAGGGGCGGGGCUCUCUUUAGGGGGCGAAAAGAAACUCAGCACACAAAAGCCAAAAUUGCACCACUGAGAGUGCCAGCCUUACAAGCCACUAAGAGAGCAAGCCCUACGAACUCUACCAUAUAAAACUAUGGACGCAGGACUCCGGAUGUUUGAAUGACAUUUCGAAGUGUGUGUGUGUGUGUGUGUGUGUGUGUGUGUGUGUGUGUGUGUGUGUGUGUGUGUGUGUGUGUGUGUGUGUGUGUGUGUGUGUGUGUGUGUGUGUGUGUGUGUGUGAGAGAGAGAGAGAAUUAAGAUGGGGGAGUGAAUUUCUCUGUGAAUUCAGAAAAUACCUCAGAAUCUACUGAAUAAUGCUGCUACGUAAAUGUUGUUUAUAAAAUGGAUUAAAUAUUCUUUAUACUCAGAACUAUGAAUUCAUUUUUUAUUUGUAUUUAUUUUUUUUAUUCAUUCAUUCUGAGCUUUUUAAUUGUUAAGUGGAUGAAUUUCACAAAACCUGUAGAGAGCAGG